Molecule: messenger RNA, 623 nt
Organism: Bactrocera oleae (olive fruit fly)
Lineage: Eukaryota; Metazoa; Arthropoda; Insecta; Diptera; Tephritidae
Source: RefSeq, a predicted model, not a curated record
AUAGCGCCAAAUUUUAGUUAUUGCUACUGUAGUGGAAUGACGCUUGGACAGAGAAUACUGCUGCUAAUUUCAUUCUCUCUAUUAAUAGCAUUUUAUGGAAAUCUACUUUGCUUUGCCGAAGUUUCUUAUCACACUUGCAAAGUGCGCGCGAAUAUAGGAAAAAUGGAUAUAGAAGAUUUUGAAAAGAAAAGACCUGCCCGAAGCAUAAACGGAGAAUGCUUUCGCAUUUGCUACGCUUUGAUGACGAAUACGAGGUACUACACUAGGACUUGCUUGGCUGGCACUACGAAUUAUUCUCGCUGGUUCAACAUAUUUCAAUGUCCGCAACAAGUCAGAAAUCCAGUUUUGAUUGCGGAUGGCAUCAUUCCCGAUGAAUUCACAACCAAAAGACCUACUAACCUAUGUCCAGGCUGGAAAUAUGAGAUGCCAAGAGAUUAAAAGGAUGUGUACUGUAUAAAAUUCUCUAAUUAUGUAAUAAACGAAAGUACAGCUUUCAGAUGGUUAAAAAUGUGGCAUUUUCGGCUUCAUUUUUGAAAACUAAUUUAUGGCAUAUACUAAAUUAAGUAAUUGUGAUUAAAUACACGUAGUUGAGAAUACCGUUAGUUACGUGAAACGGAAUCGAA